Gregarina niphandrodes is the source of this 555-nucleotide messenger RNA. RefSeq lists its product as hypothetical. Lineage: Eukaryota; Apicomplexa; Conoidasida; Eugregarinorida; Gregarinidae. The record is from RefSeq and is a predicted model, not a curated record. The transcript has a single exon. The coding region runs from base 1 to 555 and encodes 184 amino acids.
AUGGCGGGGAGAGAUGGCAUGAAGAAGCCCGGGUCGGUCACCACUGGUUGUGGUUCCGGGACGUCAGGUUCCGAGGUGUCUAACGCAGGUUAUUUUGGCAGAGGCGGUGGGAUGGUUCCUAAGCCGAACUGUGUAUUUAACAUUGGUUCUGUCAGCCAUCCUGUGCCUUCGGGAUCAUUGAAUCGGUGUUCUGUGGUGCAUCCGAAUAUGAUGAAGCAGUCGCCGUUUUCUACGACAGCGCCUACCCCGACGGAGAGUCCUCAAGGUUAUUGCGAUGAUGUCCUUGACCAGCAACUUCUGGAUCAACAUUUGUCGACAAAUAUAUCGCAACAAGAUCUCCUCGAUGAGCAGCUGACGGCCGAGGAAUUGGUCUCCGAGCAAAACCCCGUUGAACAACAGCAGGCGGGCGGAGGACUAACCCCUCUCUACAUGCAGUGUGCGGAACUGCUUACUCAAUCGCAAUCUGAGAUGGAAGUUGUGCAGUUAUUACGUCGCCUGGCCGGAGAAGACCUCUUGCCCCAAGGUCUACUGGAAACCCCAAAACACCGACGCUAA